AUGUUUUUAUUAUUUUUUUAUUUUUCGAAGUUUUUUUUUCUAGAACCAAAGGAAUAUAAAUACAAUUUACUUGAAAAUCCAAAAGGUUUAAUAGUUGUUUUUACAAAUGAGCCAGAUAGUAACAUAAUAUUAUCUGGAAAAGAAGAAAUUGCAGAAUUGCCCGAUGAUUGGAUAAAUAUUUGGAAUGAAGCUUCUCUUAAAAUUUGUUUGGAGGAAGCAGCAGAUAAAUUAAAAAAGUUUAUUAGUAAAGAUGGAAAAAUUAAAGACCCGGAUAUGAUUAUUGGAAAUAUGGAUUCGAUGAAUGCUGAAACUAAAAAAUAUUUUGAAGAACGUCCAAAUGUUCAAAUAAUUCAAGUACAAAGUCAACAUAAAACAGACCAAGAAAAGGCAAUGGAUAUAAUUAAUGAACGUAUUAAAGAGAAAAAAGCUAAAGAAGAAAAACAAUUUGAGGGAAUUAUUUUUUUGGGACCCACACAUGGACGUAUGGACAAAGUUUUGUGUACUCAACACACAAUGGCAGUAAAUGUACUUAAACAUCCUGAUAUUCCAAUAAUGACUUUAGAUGGAAUUAACUUUAUGGUAAUGAUUCCACCAGGAAAAACAAAAAUUAAUUUGGAAUUCAUAGAAAAUACAAAAAAAGCUGGGAUUUUCCCAGUCCGUCAAAGAACUACAAAAAUAUUGACAAAAGGAUUUAAAUGGAAUUUUGGAAACGAAAAAUCAAUGGUUGGGGGAGUUGAAAAUUCUGAACGUGAAAUAAUUGAAUAUGGAGGGAAAUUGAGUUGCUCUAAUAAAAUUGAGACAUUAAAUGAUAUUUAUGUUGAUGCUACUGAACCUGUACUAAUUACAAUUGAAUUAAAGAAAAAUAAUGUUUUGAUGAAUAAAGAGAAAUAUUGA
Meloidogyne enterolobii is the source of this 894-nucleotide messenger RNA. Lineage: Eukaryota; Metazoa; Nematoda; Chromadorea; Rhabditida; Meloidogynidae. The record is from the annotation of a GenBank genome assembly.